Molecule: messenger RNA, 6127 nt
Organism: Mus musculus (house mouse)
Lineage: Eukaryota; Metazoa; Chordata; Mammalia; Rodentia; Muridae
Gene: Gm272
Product: predicted gene 272
Exons: 13
Coding region: 229-3588 (1119 amino acids)
Source: RefSeq, a predicted model, not a curated record
AUUAGGUCAUGGGUCAGGACUCACAGUUGGAAAUUUGAGGUGGGUGGCCAAGACAGUUGGUGCCCAUCUUGUUCUACUGAAGGCAUAUCUUUCAAUACGAGGGCACCAGUGGCAGAGGCAGUGUACAAAACUACAGAUCUGGAAGAGGUGCUUCCUAAUCUACUCAUCCAACGUCCAGUGUUGUGAGUUGGUACUGGGAUGGACAGUAAAUAACAGGAGGAAGUGACAAUGCAGCAGGAUCGUAAAGCCAGCUCCUCUGAACAGGAGCUCCUCAUUGGUCCUUACAGGGUCCUCAAGACCCUCGGCACAGGCAACUUUGCUCAGGUGAAACUGGCUGUCCACCUCCACACAGAGGUGCAAGUUGCUCUGAAGACUCUGGAAAAGGAUAAGAAGAAUGCUACUCUGAUUUCAAAUGAGCUAGAGAUCAUGAGAUUAGUAGACCACCCUAAUAUAACCAAAUUGUUCCAUGUCAUGGAAACCACUGAACAUAUCUGCAUGGUUAUGGAAUACGCUUCUGGUGGUGAUCUGGCUGGUCGCAUCAUAGAGGUGAGCUACAUACAUGAAGAGGAGGCCCGACACAUCUUCACACAGAUAGUUUGUGCAGUUAGUUACUGCCAUGAGAAUGGCAUCGCACAUAGGGACAUCAAACCAGAAAACAUUCUGAUGGAUGCAAAUAGAAACAUCAAACUGUGUGACUUUGGCCUGGCCAUCAAGGUUAACACUGAGCAGAAGUCGACAGUGUUCUGUGGCACCCUUCCAUACUGUGCUCCGGAACUUUUCAACAUCCAAAGCUAUGAUCCUAGGGCACUUGAUAUCUGGAGCAUGGGAGUGGUACUAUACAUCAUGGUGACAAAGCACUACCCAUUCAAAGCAACAACAUAUGACAAGAUGAAGGAGGAGAUGCAAGACCCACAUUACUAUAUUCCACCAAAGCUCCCAGCACACAUUGCCAACCUCAUUGUGCAGUUGUUCACUAUUGAUCCUGUUCAGAGGCCCAAGAUAGGUGAUGUUAUGGAACAUCAGUGGUUGCAGGGCAGUGAGGAGUUUUCAAAAAGAAACCUAUCCCAAGAAACACUCUCCAGCAAGCCCAACCCCAGUAUUGUGGCAGCUAUGCGGACCAUGGGCUAUAACCCCAAGGACAUUACAGACUCUCUCUAUAAAAAAAAAUUUAAUAGCAUCAUGGCGACUUACUUAAUUUUAAAACAUCAGUCACCUUGCAUGGACAACGCUAACCACAAGGUUAAACUCAUGCAGCCCAGUACUGACGUGAUACCCACAGAUCCUCCUACUGUCCAUCUCUUCCUAAAGAAGAUAGGGGAUAAGCCUGACAAUUCCACCUCUGCCUCAUCAGCAAAAGACCAGUCCCACAAUGAUGACAAGCUUGUAAGGAAGAACAGCAAGAAUCACAGCAUGGCUGAUGUUCUGUGCUGCCAGCAGAUGAGCCUGCCUCCCCAAACAGCUGCCCAAUGCGGUCCUGUGCAGCAUCACCAGGAGCUUCUCUUGAAUAGCAACUUGCAGAAGAGAGGCACAGCUUCCAGUGCUGUGUCUUGUGGUCCUGUGCAGUGUGAUGAUGAACGGCUCUUGAACAGAGGCUUGCAGAAGAGAGACAUGGUUUCUAAGGCUGUGUCCUGUGGUCCUGUGCAUCAAGACCAUGGGCAGCUUCUGAGCAGCAGUUUGCAGAAGAGAGACAUGGUUUCUAAGGCUGUGUCCUGUGGUCCUGUGCAUCAUGACCAGGCACAACACCUGAGAAGAACCUUGCAGAAGAGAGGCACAGCACCCAGUGCUGUGUCCUGUGAUCCUGUGCAAUACGAUGAUGAGCAGCCUCUGAGCAGCAGCUUGCAGAAGAGAAGCAUGGCUUCUAGGGCUGUGUCCUAUAGUCCUGUGCAUCAUGACCACGAACAGUUCUUGAACAGCAGCUUGCAGAAGAGAGACAUGGUUUCUAAGGCUGUGUCCUGUGGUCCUGUGCAUUAUGACCACAGGCAGCUUCUGAGCAGCAGCUUGCAGAAGAGAGACAUGGUUUCUAAGGCUGUGUCCUGUGGUCCUGUGCAGUAUGGCCAUGGGCAGCUUCUGAGCAGCAUCUUGCAGAAGACAGACAUGGUUUCUAAGGCUGUGUCCUGUGGUCCUGUGCAGUAUGGCCAUGGGCAGCUUCUGAGCAGCAUCUUGCAGAAGACAGACAUGGUUUCUAAGGCUGUGUCCUGUGGUCCUGUGCAGUAUGGCCACGGGCAGCUUCUGAGCAGCAGCUUGCAGAAGACAGACAUGGUUUCUAAGGCUGUGUCCUGUGGUCCUGUGAAGUAUGGCCAUGGGCAGCUUCUGAGCAGCAGCUUGCAGAAGACAGACAUGGUUUCUAAGGCUGUGUCCUGUGGUCCUGUGCAGUAUGACCACAGGCAGCUUCUGAGCAGCAGCUUGCAGAAGACAGACAUGGUUUCUAAGGCUGUGUCCUGUGGUCCUGUGCAGUAUGGCCAUGGGCAGCUUCUGAGCAGCAGCUUGCAGAAGACAGACAUGGUUUCUAAGGCUAUGUCCUGUGAUCCUGUGCAGUAUGGCCAUGGGCAGCUUCUGAGCAGCAGCUUGCAGAAGACAGACAUGGUUUCUAAGGCUGUGUCCUGUGGUCCUGUGCAGUAUGACCAUGGGCAGCUUCUGAGCAGCAGCUUGCAGAAGACAGACAUGGUUUCUAAGGCUGUGUCCUGUGGUCCUGUGCAGUAUGGCCAUGGGCAGCUUCUGAGCAGCAGCUUGCAGAAGAGAAGCACAGCAUCCAGUGCUGUGUCCUGUAGUCUUGUGGAGUACGAUGACGAGCAGCCUACGAGCAGCAGCUUGCAGAAGAGAAACAUGGCGUCCGGUGCUGUGUCUUGUGAUUCUGUGGCGUUUGAUGAGCAUCCCCCGAGCAGCAGCUUGCAGAAGAGAAACAUGACAUCAAAGGCUGUGUCCUGUGGCUCCAUGCUGCACGACCAUGAGCAGCUCCUGAGUGGCAUCUUGCAAAAGAAAAGCAUGGUUUCCAGUACUGUGUCUUGUGGUCCUGUGCAACAUGAGGAACAGUUCUUGAAGAGCAACUUGCAAAGGAGAAGGAUGGUUUCCAAGGCUGUGUCUUGUGGUCCUGUGCAGCAUGACCAUGAACAAGUCCUAAGCAGCUCCAUGCAGAAGAGAAACACAUUGGCCUCCAGGGAUGUGUCCUCAGGCACAGUGUCCUCGUCCUCCAUGGGUAUUCUUUCUGAGUACCACAUCUUCCAGGAGGAUCCCCAGGAUGAAUCCCUGACUAAGUGCAGUUCAUACCCCCAUAAUACAGCAUCGGUAUGGAACUCUGAGGAUAUGAUCACCACAGACAGUUAUCACCAGGACAGAAGCUUGUCCUUGCAGGAGACAUCUGAACCACACUUUGCCAGUGCCUCUCCUCAAAACCGGCCAGGUGGGUGGAAGCAGGCAAAGAGAAGGAUGGCCAAGUGUCUAAGGAGAUUAUGCUGCUGUCUGCCCGCCCAAAGGAGAAACUGCACUUCGCAGAGGAGAGUGGUUCCACGGGAGGCAGGAGAAAAUAGAGUUACAGAAGACCAGAUGUCAGGGGACAGUGGAGUCACCCAAAACCAGGCUCUUCUUCAGUAGAUUCUGAGAAACCUUCCAGCCAGUGCAUCAUGUGCAUGUAUUUCUGACCAGCUUCAGGCAGGAUCUCUUUGAGUGCUUUAGUCUCUGGUGACUUCACUUAUCUGGAGGCCAGCAGGUAUAUGAGAAGCCCUCCCUGCCUCUUCAACAACAUCUUCAACAACAGGACUUUAAAGAUUCCUGUCUUAGUGGGGUGCAGGAGCAGGCACUAGAAGGCUAUCAUCAUCUCCAACCUUGGAUCCUCCCCAUCACCUCUGUGCUCUCAAACUCUGUGAAACCUAGUUAUGAAGUUCAGUCUGAGGUGAGAUGGAGGCCAUGACCAGCUUCCAGAUCUGGAGGACUGCUAAGGGCAGGCGUGUGAAGCAAGGUCCUGUGGUGGGCUGGUUCAGUUCCAAAGAGGCUACUGAUCUCAGGACAGAAGCACAGUUCUGAGGACAUCUGAAAUCCCUUGGGAUCUGUAGGAAUCAAGUUCAGUUGAGGUGUCCCAGAAAGAGUCUUCAAGUAAUCUCUCCUUCAGGCCCACCUGAGUCUGCCCAGGACUAUGGAAGAUCUGUCUGACAAGCUGGUCAGGCAUAUGACUGGUGGAAUACAUCAGAGAUCUUGGACUAGAUCCAAAGAUGCUGAAGCUGAGACUGGGAGAGCUGGGAUGACCUGGGAGACAAAGGCCCAGGAGAUGUCAGGAGAAAGCAGAAGGGAAGCUGAGAGGUGUGGCUGCUUCCCUCUGAGAGCUGUUCUUUGGCUUGUGUGCAUGAGGGCAUCACAUGGUAUAAAGGCAGAAAGCAGAGCCAUGUCCUCAGAGUGUCUUAAGAGGCAUCCUUCCUCUCUGUAUGAUCUUCCCAUUUCCAUCAACAUUAUGGAUACAACUGAGUUGGGUUUGUGGAGCAGCCGUGCUUUACUUUCAAGAUACCAACUUCCAGUCAAAGGCUUGGCACGUGGCUGGCAGGCUGUUCCAUUGCACGACUCCCAGUGCUGGAGGAGGCAGCACUGUACUGAGUGGGUCACUUCUCCCACUCACUCCGACCAGCAACCUGAGUGCAGAGGUAGACUCCUGACCAGUGAGACAUGAGGCCAGCAGAUCUGGGACUACAGGGCAGAGGACUCCCAGAAUUCUAGGUGAUGAAAACAACCUCCUGGGCAGCAAGGCUAUCUCCAAGUGGAGGGCCUUAGCUAUGGGAGCCUCCUCCUGGCAGUGUUUGGGUCUUCGCUGUUGGCUCCCUGCUUGCUCAGCCCAGCAUUGCUGGCUGCACAGAGAGAUGGUGCCAUGUGACAUUCACCUGAUGAAGGCCUACCUCCCUAGCUCCUGCAGAACAUCUACCCCCGAAAGCAAGACUGACUGGAACACAGCCUCCUGUGAUGAUGUCCCUUCCUCUCCCAGGGUCCCACAGACACAAUUCCUCAACGCUUGCUGGACUACAUUUUGAGAUUGUUUUGGUUCACUGUGCCAAGGGAUAUUGGCACAGCUCUGAACACGCUUUCUGUGAUGACUGAUUGGUGUUCAUCUUGUGGCCAUCCUAGGUGAAGAGAAGGCCAGGUGUCUAGGGAUGAAGUCCAUCCAGCCCAUGGCAGCAAGUUUCAUGAUGGAGCACACAUUGUUAGGGCACACACAGAGAUGUUCCAGAAAGCCUCUUUGAAGAAGCUCAGACUUAUCCCUAGCACAGGAUGAUGUGAGAAGCCUUUCAAGUUUGGUUUUCUUCCCUGAAGAUCCUUUCUUGUGUGGUGCUGCUCUCAUAGAGAACCUGAACUUGGUUCUCAAAGCCCAAAUAUUCUGGAGCAUGAACACAGAGUUUUUAGCAUGACAGGCAAAACACUCGACACCUGAGGCUUUGCUGUGUUACUGGGCAGGCCUGUGUGACAUGGGCCUCAGCAACCACACAAGGUCAAACACUGCAGGAUCAACUCUGGACCCUGUUCUCGUCAGAGAGGAAGGCAGACUAUGGGCAAUCACUGCCCUAUCACCCAGGCUUAGGAGCACAAUAACCUACAGAGCUGCUGGUGGAAUGCAGAGGGAACUGGAGCACUUUCCAUGACUCUUCGGCUCUGUGAUACAUGCUCAGGCACCUGCCUAGCAAUUAUGAUGGAGAAACUCCCAAACUCUGUGUUGAACCAUGGGGAUCAGGGAGUAUCCUGACAAGGACUGAGAGUUUCAAGAAGAGCCAGGCUCAAGCUUCAAGGAGACAUACGCCUGACCACCCACCAGCCAACAAUGCAACUCUGGAUACAAGUGCCUGUGCCCUUCCUCCAGUUGCUGGAUCUAUGCUCCAUCCGCUUUCAGGAGCUCCAGCUAUGAAGUCCUGGUCAAGCCAGUCAAGAAUGGUUCAAUCAUCCCAGAUCCUGACUUUUGUUUGCAACAGGUACUGGAACUUGGACCAACACCAACAGGAGCACAAGAAUCCAACCAGCUGCAGGGUGGAGAGCAGAGACAACUGGAGACUUCCCCAUAAAACUUGUACAUUCCUUCUUCAGGCUUCCAAUGCCUAAUCUGUGAUUCUAGACACAGGACAGGAGGAGACUGAGAGGUGAAGGCUGGCCAGGCCUGGGUGUU